CCGUCGUGUUCACGUCUAUCGCAAGAGCUCCGCUUAUGUGUGCGUUUUUGGAACUGUAAAUGUCUGUCGUGCGUAGUAUCGUCGUAUAUAGUUGUACUUAAAUAAAUAUAUAUAUAUAUAUGAUAUAAGCUGUGCGUGUUCACGAACCACAUGUGAGUGUGCCAAUGAAACUUAUCGUUCAUUAAUUUCGUGUCAAAUUCGAGUAGAUUUCGGUGCAGUACUCGCGGUGACUUCGGUGCUGCGUUUGUUUUUCUCGAUCUCGUGUUGCAUUUAACCCGCACGGACUCACUCACUACCGGUAGCGGUGCUGCGUGUGAUAGCGCACAGCCGUGUAGAAACCACGGAGGUCGGCAGUAGCGUACAUGCAAUCAGCCAGCUUCCCUCGUCGUGACUGACUGUAUCUAUCGCAUUGCUCACACACGAACGAGAGAGCGUUUCUGCACAGAGGGGAAGAACGAGCGAGCGAGCAGCAAUCGCAGCGUUGUACUGCUUCUAUUCUACGUGAUCGCUCGUGGUCGACACACACACACACACACGUCAUAUAACGAACAGUGGACGGCGACGAGCGACGAGCGACGAGCGAGCUGUCGUCUGUCUGACGGCUGACUGGUCAGUGUGCUGGUGGUGCGCACGACUCUCCCUCCCUCCCGAUCGCCGCGCCACGCAUUUGUUCACCGGCGGCCGUAGCGGACAGACGUGUACAGCGAGGCAUGCGAGAUCUGAUGACCGCUUCCCAGCCGACGACGUGAGCGGCGACGUUGUUUCGACGAAGCGAACAGCGUGUGCCUGCCAUUCAUUAUCGCAGAGCAACCGGCAGACGACGGACGUACAUGUACAGAGAGUGCUCGGUGGUACAGUGUGUGCGCCUCCAUCCACCGCCUAGUCAGCGCUGCGUGUAGAGAACACCGGGCCGUGCGUGAGUGUGUGUUCGGUCGGUGCAGGCGAGUACAGACUACAUGAACAGGCCAGACAGAAUGCUGGGUGGCACGAAGGCCAACAGGUUUCAGAGGUCUCCUUUAGUGGAUAGGUCGAAAGUACGAGGUUCGCCCAUCACGCGGGGUUCACCGAACAUCAGGAGGACGGCAUCCUUAGACACUAUCUACUUGACGGGCCAGUGGCCGAAGGAUAGCCUAUCGUGUACGGGCAAGCCUACCUUUGACAAGGCGACACAGACUCCCAACGAGUGGAUAGACGAUGAGACUGAGCGCAAGAAGAAGGAGGGUUCACACAAGCGGUCUUCCUCGGUGGGCAGCAGUGGGGGACAACACAUCAAGGAUGUAUCCAGUGCAAGUCACAGUCAUAUCCGACAGAAACUGCGUAGCUCAAAGGAAUCAAAAACCUCUACGGGUAGCCAGCGGCAGAGCCCCCUACACGGCAACCACGCAGCGAUCGGGCCGGCGGCACACGCCUCACACAGCGUCUCACGGGCCAUCCCAAUUCCAGGAACCCACAUUCCAAAGGGGCUCCCGAGGAUUCGCAUCCCGAACAGCGUGGAAGGACUCAAUCAAGAGAUCGAGAAAUUAGUAUUAAAGCAUCGGGAGAGCAUCGGCCAGCAAGACGAGGACAGGGUACAAGAGCCGACCCCAGACGGUCACCGUGCACCUGUCGCACAACUCAUCACCAGCAUGACGCAAACACCCUCAGGAACAGAUGGAGCCACCGGCAGUGGCCCUGGAAGCAGAUGCCAGUCCGUUAGUCCACUACCGUUCACACUGGAAACGUCAGAGCCCAGCAGCCGGUCAGAGUCGGCCACAAAAGAUUUCGAUAGGGACAGCGUCUCACCCGAUCUCACGAUGACCGGUAAGCGGUUUGAGUCCAGCCCAAAGCCGGACCUGUUCAUCCGCGAGCCUCCGGACGGCUGCGAGAAGAUCAAGACCGUCCCCGAGGAAGCAAGGCGGGCGUCGAUGACAGAGCCGCUGCAGUACAGCCCCAUCAAGCCCAACGGCAUCGAGCUGCGCGCCAGCAGCAGCAGCGCCUUCUGCCCACUCACAAAGAACUACUAUCAGGUGCUGGACGAUCACACUACUACCAACCACCAGCGGCGCUGCCUGCAGGCCGGCGUCGAGAGCCAGUGACGGGAGACGACGCCGGGGCAUCGAUGGAUCAUCACGAUCGGGCGCUCGAGCGCCGUCGCCGCGUUCGACGGGGAAAACGCCAAUAACUAGGUUUUAUCGUACGUGUGCGCGUGCGCCUGCAACAGGCCAG
Priapulus caudatus is the source of this 2205-nucleotide messenger RNA. Its product is annotated as protein FAM117B-like. The transcript has 9 exons. The record is from RefSeq and is a predicted model, not a curated record. Lineage: Eukaryota; Metazoa; Priapulida; Priapulimorpha; Priapulimorphida; Priapulidae. The coding region runs from base 957 to 2075 and encodes 372 amino acids.